Messenger RNA from Cyprinodon tularosa, 1520 nucleotides. Its product is annotated as ethanolamine kinase 1-like. The coding region runs from base 241 to 1254 and encodes 337 amino acids. Gene Ontology annotation, cellular component: cytoplasm. Gene Ontology annotation, molecular function: ethanolamine kinase activity. The transcript has 7 exons. Gene Ontology annotation, biological process: phosphatidylethanolamine biosynthetic process. Lineage: Eukaryota; Metazoa; Chordata; Actinopteri; Cyprinodontiformes; Cyprinodontidae. The record is from RefSeq and is a predicted model, not a curated record.
CAGGAACAUUGGCCCCAGCUGCUGAGUCAUACAAAUGAACAAUUUCACUGACUUCUAGGUGCAGCAAAUCGGCCUCUUAACCGUACAGAGGAGGUCAAUGCUGGGUUUAUUUAAUCUCUACUGGAAGAAAAGAUUAUCUCCAAUCUGGCCUCAAAUAAACCUUUAAGCAGGUGUUGAGUCUCAACACCUUUCCGCAAAGUUCUGAAGCAGUUUCUGAGGGUAUUGUUUACUCUAUUUAACAUGGAUCAAGAACUUGGAUGUUCUCGGGAUCAACUUCUCCAUGUAGACAUUACUAUUGAUGAGCAAGAACCCAGGGAGGGAAUCUUAAACCUUGUGAGGAAACUCCGUCCAGACUGGAAGGCACAGCACAUCCAGAUGAAGACAUUCACAGAAGGCAUCACUAACCAGCUGAUUGGCUGCUACGUUGGCAACCUCCAGGACUCUGGUUGUGUUCUUGUCCGUCUUUACGGCAGAAUGACAGAACUCUAUGUGAAUCGCGAUCGAGAGGUAGAGAUGUUCCAGGUGUUCCACGCCCAUGGCUGCGGCCCCGAGAUCUACUGCAGCUUCCAGAAUGGCAUCUGUUACGAGUUUGUCCCCGGAAAUGUGUUGGAAGAUAAGCUACUGCAACAGCCAUCCAUCUACAGAUUGAUCGCAGCCGAGAUGGGAAAAAUCCACUCGAUUCAGCCAAAACGGGGCCGGCCUACGGAGGCUUUGCUCUGGACCAAGAUGUCUCAUUUUCUUUCUCUGGUGAAGAGCAGCAUCCCCAGGACCCCAACUGAGCAGACAUGCACAAAAAGCUCCGUGGCUCUCUGCAAAUUGCCCAGCUAUGAGACAUUGAUGAUGGAGAUGGAGUUGCUGAAGAUACACCUCUCUCCAUUGGAUUCACCGAUUGUCCUCUGCCACAACGAUCUUCUCACAAAGAACAUUAUAUACAACAGCCAAGAAGGCACAGUGAAAUUCAUCGAUUACGAGUAUGCUGAUUACAACUACCAGGCUUUUGAUAUCGGGAAUCACUUCAAUGAAUUUGCUGGUGUGACUGAUGUGGACUACAGCCUGUAUCCCAGCCAGGAGCUGCAGAGAGACUGGCUGACGGCCUAUCUGCAGAGCUACAAGCACAGCACGGGCAGCAAGGUCACAGUUACAGACGCAGAAGUCACGCGGCUCUACAUUCAAGUCUGCAAAUUUUCACUCAUGAAUACACACACAGAAGAAAACCAAACCAUCCUGUUUAAGCAACCGCCGCUCAAAGUUUGAUGGACUCCAUCCGAGUUGAUUAGAAGCUACCGCAGGGAAAAAAUGAAAGACGGCAACCAGAAUUAUUUUUCUUAUAACCACAAUUUUCAUUCUUUGGUGGCUCAAGUGGUGCCGAGGUACCCGUCUGAACGGGCCUCUACCGCUCCAUCACAAUAUGCAGAAUUGUCCUUGCAAUUUAGGGAGAGGGCAGGUUGGUGUGAACGUCCCUUGAAAUAGCCCAGAAGUGAUAUGGAAGCAUAUUACUUUUUAAAAUAACCCAUGCUUUG